This is a messenger RNA of Chenopodium quinoa (quinoa), 3977 nucleotides long. RefSeq names its product G-type lectin S-receptor-like serine/threonine-protein kinase At1g11300. Gene Ontology annotation, molecular function: protein serine/threonine kinase activity; ATP binding. Lineage: Eukaryota; Viridiplantae; Streptophyta; Magnoliopsida; Caryophyllales; Amaranthaceae. The transcript is spliced from 12 exons. Bases 57 to 3824 code for a protein of 1255 amino acids. The record is from RefSeq and is a predicted model, not a curated record. Gene Ontology annotation, biological process: recognition of pollen; protein phosphorylation.
UAUGGUGAGUGGUGAUGACACCUUUUUAUUCUAAGUUCUCUGAUAAUUAGUAUAGUAUGUGCAUUUCUGAUCUUGUAACAUCAAGAGAGUUAUUGCUAUUGCAGGGCCGAAAAGAUUUUUCAUUACAUAACACGUUAGAUGAUAGAAUGGAUCAAGUUCAAUUCCAAGAUUUACCACUCUUUAAAUUUGAUAAGUUAGUAGUUGCAACAAAUUCUUUUUCCUUAAUGAACAAGAUUGGACGAGGUGGUUUUGGUAUUGUGUACAAGGGAAAGUUGGAAGAUGGGAAAGAAAUAGCGGUUAAAAGACUUUCAAGAGGAUCUGGACAAGGCUUACGAGAAUUUAUGAAUGAAGUAGUAGUGAUUUCAAAACUUCAACACAAAAAUCUUGUCAGACUGUUGGGCUGCUGUGUAGAAAAAGAGGAAAAACUGUUAGUUUAUGAAUACAUGCCAAAUAAGAGCUUAGAUGCAAUUCUCUUUGAUCCACAUCUUCGGAAAGAUUUGGACUGGAUGAAGCGCUUCAUUAUUGUUGAAGGGAUAUGUCGAGGCCUACUUUAUCUUCAUAGAGAUUCUAGGUUGAAGAUUAUACAUCGAGACCUCAAGGCAAGCAACAUUUUGCUCGAUGAAGAGCUCAAUCCAAAGAUAUCAGACUUUGGAAUGGCUAGGAUAUUUGGGAGCAAGCAAGAUCAAGCCAAUACCUUAAGGGUUGUUGGUACCUAUGGGUAUAUGUCUCCAGAGUAUGCCAUGGAAGGUCGAUUCUCUGAAAAAUCGGAUGUAUUUGGUCUAGGAGUGCUGCUAUUAGAGAUUGUCAGUGGCAGAAGGAACAAUAGCUUUUCAAAUUAUGAAUCCUUAAGCCUUUUAUCUUAUGCAUGGAAAUUAUGGAAUGAAAAUGAUAUACUUAGACUAAUUGAUCCAGCAAUAGAUUUUGACCGAAGUUUUCGAGUUCAGAUAUUGAAAUGCAUACAACUGGGGCUAUUAUGUGUGCAAGAAUAUCCUGAAGAUAGGCCAACCAUUUCGGCAUUAAUUUCCAUGCUUGAUGUUGAUGAUGUUGCUGACCUUCCACGUCCAAAGAAACCUGGUUUUACACAAAAGAAAAUUUAUAGCACUGAUGAUGAAGUAGUUCCUCAAUAUGGUGAAGAACACGUUUCUAUAAACCUUGUUUCCGAUCUGACUAUAUUAAGUGGCCGAAAGGUAAAUCAUGUAUCCACAACAAUGACGAAGUACAUAUAUAUAUUAUAUAUAUUUAUAAAUGGUUGUAUAAUCUAUGGUGGACUAAGUAUUAAAAAUCGAACACAUAUAUCAUCAACUCAUGCAUGUUUCAUUUCUCAAAGCCAUAAAGGGAAAAAAAAAAAAUCUAUAAUGACAUUGUAUGUUGCUUCUUUUCCAAUCUUUAUACUACUAUCCAUUUGUUUUUUUUGUUUGAACUUUGUCACAGCAACCACAAAUAUUAGCAUCUCUGAAUUUCUUAGAGAUUCAGAAAUUUUAGUGUCUACUAAUGCCAUGUUCAAGAUUGGCUUUUUCAGUCCCACUAACUCAACAAAUCGCUAUGUUGGAAUCUGGUACAAUAUGGAGGAUUCUGAUGCGUUUGAUGUUGUAUGGGUAGCAAACAGAAAUAACCCGAUCAAAGACUCUUCUGGGGUGCUAAAAAUAUUUGAGGAUGGGAAUCUUCAACUCUCAGAUGGGCAAAACACGAUUUUUUGGUCAUCUAAUGUGUCUGAUCAGGCAAAUAGUACUAAUGUUGCUCAGCUUCAAGACACGGGGAACCUUAUUAUGCUCUCAGGUGCUAGUGGGAGGAUCAUUUGGCAGAGUUUUGAACAUCUCACAAAUUCAUUGUUGCCACUAACAAAAGUCUCUAUUGAAAAGGAUACUAUGUAUGAAUAUUCAAUGCUACGAUCUUGGAAGAACGCAUCAGAUCCAUCAAAUGGACGCUUUAGGGUAGGAAUAUUACCUCGCACACUUCCUGAAUUUGUCAUAUGGGAUGGUAAUAAGCCUUAUUGGCGGUCUGGCCCAUGGAAUGGUAACCUUUUUCUUGGAUUGCCUAAUUUAUCUUCAAGGGCUUCCAUGGGAUUCCGUAUUGUAAAUAACAACCGUGAAGGAACAGUUGAUUUUGUAUAUUAUGUGGAGAACGAAUCAUUACUGAGAUACUUUUUGUUAAACUACAAUGGAAAUUUGAUCGCAAAAAAAUGGGAUGAUGGUAGCCAGAAGUGGGGAAUUGAGUGGCAAUCCUUUGGACCUGAGUGUGUGUUUUAUGGAAAGUGUGGUCCUUUUGGAAGCUGUAAUCCAAAGGAUUCACCAAUUUGUAGUUGUUUAAAGGGGUUUGAACCAAAGAGUAUUGAUGAAUGGAGCAAAAACAAUUUUACUAGUGGGUGUGUUCGAAAAACACCAUUGCAGUGUAGUAUUAUAGGAGGAAAAGUAGAUGGUUUUUUGAAGCUAAAGAAUAUGAAUGUGCCAGAUUAUGCUGAUUUGUUAUUAUCAGAUGAUAUAGAAGGUUGUGGGAGGAAGUGCUUGAAAAAUUGUUCGUGUUUAGCUUAUGCAUAUCCCAAGGGUAUUGGAUGCAUGGUGUGGGAUGGAAGCCUAUUAGACUUGCAACAACUAUCUGUUGAUGGUGCUGCUGAUCUUUUCAUUCGUUUGGCUGAUUCAGAAUUAGGUCAAACUAGUAAUUUGAAAAUACUGAUUGCAGUCAUAGCAUUUGGGGCGACAGCCACAUUUGGUGUCUCUGCAUACUGUCUACGGAGGUGGAUGCUUCAACGAUAUGCUAAGAAUUCCUCGAACAAAAAGAUACAUUUUGUUGGUUCUGAAAUGGAUCAAGUUGAAUUCAAAGAUUUAUCAUUGUUUGAAUUCAAACAAUUGGAAGUGGCAACUAGUAACUUUUCAGUCGAUAACAAGCUCGGACAAGGUGGUUUUGGCCCAGUGUACAAGGGAAAACUGGAAGACGGACAGGAGAUAGCAGUGAAAAGGCUUUCAAGAGCAUCUGGACAAGGCCUGCAAGAAUUUAUGAACGAAGUGCUUGUGAUUUCGAAGCUUCAACACAACAAUCUUGUCAGACUGUUGGGUUGCUGUGUAGAAGGAGACGAGAAAUUAUUAGUUUAUGAAUACUUGCCAAAUAGGAGUUUAGACGCACUUCUCUUUGAUCCAAGUCAUAAUAAACAGUUAGAUUGGAAGAAGCGCUUCAAUAUUAUCAAUGGGAUAUGUCGAGGUGUCCUUUAUCUUCAUAGAGAUUCUAGAUUGAAGAUUAUUCAUAGAGAUCUCAAAGCAAGCAACAUUUUGCUGGAUGAAGAGCUCAAUCCAAAGAUAUCUGAUUUCGGAAUGGCAAGGAUAUUUGAGACCAAACAAGAUCAAGGAAAUACUGUGAGGGUUGUUGGCACUUACGGCUACAUGUCUCCAGAGUAUGCUAUGGAAGGCCGAUUUUCUGAAAAGUCUGAUGUAUUUAGUCUUGGAGUACUACUAUUAGAGAUUGUCUGUGGAAGAAAAAACAGCAUCUUUCUAGAUUAUGGGUCUCUGAGCCUCUUAACAUAUGCUUGGAAAUUGUGGAAUGAGAAUGAUAUGUUUUCAUUGAUCGAUCCAAGUAUUUAUGAUCCAUGCUAUGAAGGAGAGAUUUUGAAGUGCAUACAGUUGGGGUUAAUAUGCGUGCAAGAAUUUCCAGAAGAUAGGCCUACCAUUUCGGCAUUGUUUUCCAUGCUUGAUGUUAAUGAUAUAAUGGAGCUUCCGCAGCCAAAGCAACCCAGCUUUACUCAGAGGAGAGUUUAUACUACUGAUGAGGGCAGCCACAGUGGCCAAGAGAAUGGCUCUAUAAACCACGUCUCCCUGACUGUAUUAAGUGGUCGAUAGAGUGUUGGAUUUUCUUAGCAAGAGAUUUAGCUCAAUCACUAGAGUACCAAAAUUCAAGUGUUAAACCUAGUAAACUCUCUUCUGAGCUACUUCCUCCGUUCCCUUUUAGAUGACACAGUUUGACUUUUGCACUAUUUACAAACAACACUUUGA